UAAUGAAAUUUCUUUUGCAACUCUUCUUCCAAUCAGAAUAAAGAAUUAGAUAAAGAAGCAAUUUUUAAAGUACAUUUAAAUUAAACAUAGAUUGUUCAAAAUCAAACGAAAUAUCCGAUCGCCAAUUAACGCGAAUAAUUAUUCGCGCAGUAGAUUUCGCGUGUAAUAGAUAGCGCCCGCUCCGAGACCGCGCGGAACGCUUCGCUGCGAAUUCGAAUCUCAGCCGACUCGGAAAAAUAACAAACACGAGCGACCGCUCACUUUCGAAAAAAUUCUCUGCUUUCUUUGAUUCAACUCAAAACUAAUUUUUCAUCGUUCGAGAAUCUUCUCGAAGGACGGUAUAAAACCAAGCACUCGAUGCCGUGUCCAUCACUUCAAGUUUUCCGCCAGUCUAAAACCGCGCUGUACGAGAAACAACGAGUAAUAGAUUUUCGCUUUUUUCGAUUUUAAUAGUCUUCAUCGCACUGAAUCGACUAUUCUCGGUACUUGCAAGGCAGUGGCCUGCUUGCAUAGCAUUUGUUCGCCGCUUUCCUUCUUUUGCAAAUUACAUUUUUUUUGUACUCUUUUGUGUGUGGAGCAAAAAUAGUCAAGUAAUUCUUUGUCUUCUCUUCCACCUUUUGAUUAAACUACCCGGAUCACAGAUUGCGCCUCUUUAAUUUUGUGAAGGACAAUAAACACCACCAUAAAGAUGAUUAAAUUAGAAAUGCCUUCAUUUAAAGAAAUAUUAAAAGAUACUGGAGGAAACGAACAACUUCUAGAAGAGCUACUGAUUAAACUUCGACUAUGGUUGAAGCAGCAAAUUCAUCUUCCUGAAGAUAUCUCUGAAAAACGAUUAAAGUUCUACAUUUACAAUGCAAAAUUUAAUUUAGAAAAAGUUAAGAAACGCUUGGAUUUGCAUUAUACUCUUCGUAAUCUAAUUCCGGAGGUUUUCACAACUCGUGACCCAUUGGCCGAGUGUGUGUUUAAAGUAAAUACAUAUAUACAAUUUGUAACCCUACCAAUAUUAACACCAGAAAAUUAUAGAAUAACUAUAAUGCGGUGGUUACAUUCCGACAGUUCUGUAUUUGAUCUAUAUGAUCUUAUAAAAUAUUCAUCCAUGAUAAUGGAGACACGUAUAGAGGAAGAUAUUGUUAAUUCCGAUGUUAUAAUUUACGAUUGUACCAAUUUGACUUUCGGUCAUGUAUUGAAGUAUACACCAGUUGCAGUAAAAAAACUCGACAUUCUUUUGGAAUCAUAUGGUUCAAGAAUGAAAGCAAUUUAUGUGAUAAAUACACCAAGUUUUUUUGAUGUCUUAUUGACAGUAGUUAAAUCAGUAAUGAAGGCAAAACUUUUUAACCGAAUACAUCUUUAUACAUCCGGAAUAGAAUCAAUAUAUGGGAUUAUACCAAGAUCUCUUUUACCAGUAGAAUAUGGCGGUGAACAACCAUCACUGAAUAUUUUAUCAGAUAUGUGGAAAGCAAAAUUGAUAGAACGAAGAGAAUGGUUCCUGAAGGAAGAAAAAGUUAAAGUUAACGAAUCUCUCCGAUCAAAUUCUGUAAUAAACCCGGACGAUCUAUUCGGAGUUUCUGGAACAUUUCGAAAAUUAGACAUUGAUUAACGUGAAUGUUAUUUUAAAGAUAUAGAUAAUAAGAUUUAUGUUAUCGGAUAUAUACAUACAGAUAUAUGCACACAUUAUAAAUAGUUA
This is a messenger RNA of Camponotus floridanus (Florida carpenter ant), 1684 nucleotides long. RefSeq names its product alpha-tocopherol transfer protein-like. The coding region runs from base 689 to 1597 and encodes 302 amino acids. Lineage: Eukaryota; Metazoa; Arthropoda; Insecta; Hymenoptera; Formicidae. Gene Ontology annotation, molecular function: phosphatidylinositol bisphosphate binding. The record is from RefSeq and is a predicted model, not a curated record. Gene Ontology annotation, cellular component: membrane. The transcript is spliced from 8 exons.